Molecule: messenger RNA, 3308 nt
Organism: Menidia menidia (Atlantic silverside)
Lineage: Eukaryota; Metazoa; Chordata; Actinopteri; Atheriniformes; Atherinopsidae
Source: the annotation of a GenBank genome assembly
CCCUCAACAUACAGAAGCUGAGGCUUUCCUGUUGGUGUGUGCAUUUGCCCUUCCUUGGUGCCUAAAGUUUGCACGCAAGAAACCAAAGGAGAGCUCUGACGACGAAUGAAUGAUGGAACUAUUAUCUGUUUGAGGCCGAGAAUUUUUUAAAGGAAAUUUCUGAACGAAAACAGUAGAUAAGUCUUCAUACUUUCUGUGCAUCUCUCGUGGAGGUAAAGAAGACCUGAAAUGGUUUGGUUUAUUUAGGAACUACUUAAAUCCCAGACUGACGGCUUCUUUUUUUUUUUUGUGACGAGCUGACUGACCCAGUUUGAGACGGUCCCAGCAUCAUGGAGAAAUUCAAAGCGGCCAUGCUUCUAGGUGGUGUUGGUGAUGCUUUGGGCUACAGGAAGGGCCGCUGGGAGAGCUGCACGUCGGGCAAGAAGAUCCAAGAGGAACUGGCCGCCAUGGGUGGACUGGGGGCCCUUAAACUGGAUCCUGACAACUGGCCCCUGAGUGAUGCAGUGCUGAUGCACAUGACCACAGCAGAAGCACUCAUAACAGAUUACUGGUGUCUGGAGGACCUGUACCGUGAGUUGGUGCGUCUCUAUGUCGAAGCCAUGGUGUGUCUCCAGGGGAGAAGCCCUGAUCCUGCCACAGUGGAGGGCUGCGGUCAACUCAAACCCCACAACUUCCUGCUCGCCUGGCAUACACCUUUUAAUGAAAAAGGGUCUGGGUUUGGGGCCGCGGCCAAAGCCAUGUGUGUGGGUAUGAGAUACUGGCAGCCUGAGAGACUCGAAAGCCUCGUGGAGGUCAGCAUCGAGACUGGCAGAAUGACCCACAAUCACCCAACAGGCUUCCUUGGCUCCCUGACAACGGCACUGUUUGCAUCUUAUGCGAUCCAGGGAAAACCUCCUGUGACCUGGGGCCGUGAACUCAUGAAGGUGAUCCGUAGUGCCGAAGAGUACUGCAGGAAGACCAUACGGCACAUGGCAGAGUAUCAGGAGAACUGGUUCUAUUUUGAGGCUAAGUGGCAGUUUUACCUCGAAGAGCGAGAGAUAGACAAAGAGGGGCAGAACAAGCCUUCGUUCCCUGAUCACUAUGACGCUGACGACACGGAUAAAAUGUACAAGCGCUGGAGCUCAGAGGGUCGCGCAGGCCGGAGGGGUCACGAUGCUCCCAUGAUAGCCUACGACGCUCUCCUGGCUGCGGGGAGUGACUGGGAUCAGCUCUGUAAACAAGCUGUAUUUCAUGGAGGUCAAAGUGAAGCCACAGGCCUGAUUGCAGGAUGCCUUUAUGGCCUCAUGCACGGCCUGAGCCAAGUUCCCCAAGGCCUCUACCGGGAUUUGGACAAAAGAGAGCGCCUGGAGGAGCUCGGAGAGGCGCUGCACAAGGCAGCAUCUGCAGAGAAAUGCGCAGACAAAGCAGAUUCUGAGAGAACAGAAAUCAGCCCUGAUGCCAGUUUAUUACGGAAGUUGAUAAGAGACCCAAGAUGCCGCCCAGUCCUUCGAGGGAUUUUUGAGAAUCUCCUACAGUACCUUUUACAAGAUCUUCCCAAAAGAUCUUCCGAAAAAACAACACUGCCAGGGUCUGUUCCUGUUACUCAAGACGACACAAGGAAUUGUUUUGAUCAGCCAAAAGCGAGUUCUACGGAUCAGAUGCAGCUUCAGACAAACUGCGAGGUGGUCAAGGCAAAAACUGCUGGCACUUUUUCCGAUUCUCAAAAGUGCCAAAAAAUCAAAUCCAACGGAGAGCAUAGAGCAGGAGAUCUAAUAUCGAGGCGCCUUACCACAUUCCAGCUCCUCCAAUCUAAAUUCCUGAGGUCCUCACCAAAACCCCAUAUAACCCAUCAGAGAGAGGUUGGAACUCUGUCCACCAGCAGAGGAAGGCCAUGUCACUGUUACCCCAUUCAAGAUGGAAAACACAACAUACACAAGAAGGAUGAGGCUAAAAGACAAGGACUAAAGCGGCAGCGCAGUGUGAAGGAUAUAAUAGCAAAAUUUGUUCAUGCAGAGCAAAACAAACAAACGGUGAAAACUAUGAAAAAGCAACCAAUCAAACCAAGACAAAUCGGGAAAGGGAUCCUCUUGUCUUCUUUAAUGGAAAAGUUUGAGAGUAUAGCCACUGUGUGUAAAGGGAAUGACUUCAAAUGUUUGGAUAAAAAGCCUCUAAAAGACAUUAUGGUUCCAUCCAAUACAAAAGAGAAGGUGGCUUGUCUUGAAAGGAAGCAACAAGAAGUGGUAGAACCAACUGUCUGCAAACAAAACCCACCCAGGCUGACAAAAAGUGAUACUUCCUUGCAGAAGUUUGACGGGAUCCCUAUCGUAACUGUACAAGGCCAAAGGCCAAGAAACAAAAGUAAUUUGAAAGCAGAGAAAAUAGAGAAACAGCCACCAGUUAAAGAGCUUUUCAGUUCGUUAAAACAUAUGAAGGGUCAAGUCCCUGACAUCGGUCUUAAGGAUCGGAGGUCAUCAGAAUUCAUUCAAAUUCAUGCAAAAGUUGAUCAAACUAAGGAUGUUCCACGACAGGUCAAUUAUGGAUGUCAGGAGUGCCUCUCGUUAACAUCUGUGAGUGAGUGGUCAUUCCCAAAACCCCACACACUUGUCCUGCAGGCAGAACCGCCAGCGAGCGCUCCGGUGUGGUGCUCAUCUGUAGACUCCUCUCCCGGACAAUAUCUGAACGAAAACAAACCUGAGGCUUCUGAAAGCCAAAACCUGAGCAUAGUAACAAGAAAAACAUCAGACAACUCUCAAGGAAACCUACAGUUCUCUUCCAGUGAGUCAGCAGCAGGUGAAGCAGUCAUGAUAUCUGACAAUGACACCAUGCCCACACACCAGAUGUCCUCCACAGACACGUGUUAUAAAACUAUGGCCAGCAAAGACUUGUAUCCCCUAAGACCGAUGUCAAGUCAAAGAGAGUUUCCCAAAUAUGUCAUCCCACGUGUUCACGGAGUCAAUAAAAACAAUAUUGAUCAAAUUAUUUCCUCCUCUCAAUCUCCUCCGACCACAGAUCUGCUGUCAAAACCCCAUUCAUCAGAAACUGCUCCUAGCACCUUGCUAAAGACGAUGGAAGGUUUAUCUUUUGAGGAAUCAGCAAAAGGUGAACCACAAGAGGAAGGAAAAGAAGGUGCCAAAAUACUGACAGAGAAGGAUAAAAUAAUUAAUUCUGAAGACCGGGAGAUCUCUGUGCUAACAGUACCUCAAUUUCAGCCUGACAGAGACAACGUAAAACAGAGACCAAAGUACACAACCAUCUGCUAUGGGGAUCCUUCAGUCAAGCAAACAUAUAAACCCAAAAUCAUACGAUUUACAGACACCUUUACCUUUUAA